CGUACACUAAUAGCCUAUUAGAGGUCGAUCACUCGCGUUGAGCUGUGCGGCCCUCCAGGUCAAACUAAGCAGGCUCUCUCAUUUGUGAUCUCCUGCUGACCGAGAUGGCCGGACGGGGAGCGGUGGCAGCGGCGGAGGACGCCGCCGGCGCCGGCGUGGCGUCAGGCUACAGCAGCGAGAUAACGUUCACCGUGGUGAUGAGCUGCCUCAUGGCGGCCUCCGGGGGCCUCAUUUUCGGCUACGACAUCAGCAUCACAGGUGGACUGACGCAGAUGCAGUCGUUCCUGGAGGCGUUCUUCCCAGAUAUCUGGGCGAAGAUGAACAACGCCGAGCAGGACGCGUACUGCAUCUUCGACAGCCAGGUGCUCACCACCUUCGUCUCCUCGCUCUACCUCGCCGGCGUGUUCGCCUGCCUGAUCGCCGGCCACGUCACCAGGAAGGUGGGCCGGAGGAACUCCAUGCUCAUCGGCGCAUCGCUCUUCUUCGUCGGCGCCAUCCUCAACUGCGCUGCGGUCAACAUCGCCAUGCUCGUCGUCGGCCGCGUCCUCCUCGGCUUCGCCGUCGGCUUCACCAACCAGUCAGCGCCGGUGUACUUGGCGGAGAUCGCUCCGGCGCGGUGGCGCGGGGCGUUCACGAGCAUCUUCCACUUCUUCCUCAACGUGGGGAUGUUCGUGGCCGACCUGGUGAACUACCGCGCCAACACCAUCCCGGUGUGGGGGUGGCGGCUGUCGCUGGGCGUCGCCAUCAUCCCGGCCGCCGUCAUCCUGGUGGGCGCGGCGUUCAUCCCGGACACGCCCAACAGCCUGGUUCUGCGCGGGAAGCUCGAGGAGGCCCGCGCCUCGCUGCGGCGCAUCCGCGGGGACGCCGCGAACGUCGAAGUGGAGCUCAAGGACAUCGUCCGCGCCGCGGAGGAGGACCGGCAGCACCAGUCCGGCGCGUUCCGGCGCAUCGUGCGGCGGGAGUACAGGCCCCACCUGGUGAUGGCGAUCGCCGUGCCGGUGUUCUUCGAGCUGACGGGCAUGAUCGUGGUGACGCUCUUUACGCCGCUCCUCUUCUACACGGUGGGGUUCUCGAGCCAGAAGGCCAUCCUGGGCUCCAUCAUCACCGACGUCGUCAGCCUCGCCUCCAUCGCCGUGGCCGCGCUCACCGUGGACCGGUACGGGCGGCGCACGCUGUUCAUGGUCGGCGGCGGCGUCCUGCUGGUGUGCCUGGUCGGCAUGGCGUGGACGUACGGCGCGCAGCUCGGGAGCGACGGCGGCAAGUCGAUGCCGCGCGGGUACGCGGUGGCGGUGGUGGCGCUGGUCUGCCUCUACGACGCCGGCUUCGGCAUCUCGUGGGGACCUCUCAAGUGGAUCAUCCCCAGCGAGAUCUUCCCGCUGGAGGUGAGGUCGGCGGGGCAGAGCAUGAGCGAGGCCAUCUCGCUCACCCUCACCUUCGUGCAGACGCAGUCCUUCCUCCAGAUGCUCUGCAGCUUCAAGUUCGGCGCCUUCGCCUACAACGCCGCCUGGGUCGUCGUCAUGACGGCGUUCGUCGCCGCCUUCCUGCCGGAGACCAAGGGGGUACCCAUCGAGUCGCUCGGCGCCGUGUGGGCGCAGCACUGGUACUGGAAGCGCUUCGUCAAGCAGCCGGCCCCUGUGGCGCCGGCGCCGCCGCCGCCGCAGCUCAAGAAGACAGACGGGCCAGCAUGAGAGAUAUAUCUCGACGUGCUGUGCUACCUGAUGCUGACGUCGGGCACUGCCGGUGCCGACUUGUUAUCCAUCGCCGUCGGUAGCCAUCAGUCACGGGCAACUGGGCAACUGGGCAACUGGGACGUCGUAGAUGGCAGAAAAAGGUUGAUGUGUUCCGGUAUUCCAUCAAGUGGUGCAACGCGCCACACACAGUGGAGUUAAUUUGACCAUCGAAUGUUAACUUACAACUAAGUUCCAUAUUAUAAAACUUUUAUAUGGACACUAAUAAAUCUAAACAUAUAUACAAACUAUAUAAUUGACAUAAGUCGAAAAUCUUACAUCGCAAAACAUAUAUAGUACUCUGACAAUUCACAAUGUGGAGUAAAAAAA
Molecule: messenger RNA, 2057 nt
Organism: Oryza brachyantha (malo sina)
Lineage: Eukaryota; Viridiplantae; Streptophyta; Magnoliopsida; Poales; Poaceae
Product: sugar transport protein MST1-like
Exons: 3
Coding region: 105-1688 (527 amino acids)
Biological process (GO): monosaccharide transmembrane transport
Cellular component (GO): membrane
Molecular function (GO): monosaccharide transmembrane transporter activity
Source: RefSeq, a predicted model, not a curated record